UUCCAACGACACACAAUCAUUUCCGUCUGGUUAGCAGCUCUCUGGCGGUAACUGUGAAGUGGAGUUCCCCAGCAGCUACUGUAACGUUACAUACAGUUUUAUUUAUAAUGGCGGGUUAAGUGCUCACACUGACCGCUGGCGUUGUUAGCUGUAUGUUUAGUUGACACGGUGUACGGUAGCAGAGUCAACCAACCUAACGUCACCCAGCACGAACUUUUAGUUUCAUGUUUGUAGUUCCGUUAGCAUGGACGCUAUCGGGGAAACAACUAGCACGGCCUCAGAAGAAGAGCAUGAACGUCUCACACAGGACGAAGAGGAGGACGAAGAGGACGACCUGGAGCUAGCGUUAGCAAACAUGACAGUGACAGACCUGCUGCAGAAGGUGCAGGCCGUGCAGACGGAUAGCACGACGAAAGAGCUGGGCAUCAACACGGAGUCGGAUUGGGAGAGUCAGGUGGCGGCCAUGUUGGAGUACAGCUCCGACCUGACGGGGCAGUACGACAGUGUGAUGAGGAAGCAGGGCGAAGAUGAAGUGUCACAUGAGAAAGACAAACAACAACUGCAUAAGAAGAAGGAGGAGGCCACGCGCCAGCACCAGGCUCUUCUGGACAAACUGGAGUCUUUGCGAGUUAAACUGCAGCUGAACAACUCCAAAGCCACCAGGAAGAACUUCCUAGCCAAGAAACAGGAAAUGACCUCAGAGAAGAACAGAGCAGAAGAGGAGAGGAACAGGCUGGCCAAGGAGCUGGAGGAGAGUGAGAGGAAGCUAACGGCGCUCACAGAGGAGCAGAGCGAGGAGCAGAGGAGGUGGCAAGAGGAGCUGGACGAGCUGAGGCAGGAGAUGGAGCGCGUGAGGAAGGAGGCGCAGGAGGCCGAGCUGCUGGCCCUACAGGAUGAGAUCGCCGCCGUGGAAAAGCAGAGAGACGUCGCCAUGGCUCGCAUCGAGGCCUGGCUGGACGAGGUGGGGCAGUAUCUGAACGCUCUCAGGGUGGAGUUUCCGCAGCAGUACCCUCAGGAGAGGCAGAAGUGGGAGAAGAAGGAAGGUCUGGUCCGGAAGAACCAAGCAGAGCUCCAGAGCCGUUUUCAGGAGGUUCUGCAGCAGCUCCAGCAGGGUCGGGAGUUAGAGUCCCUCCCCAGGAUCAAUGUGCCAUCUCUGCCGCAGGUCCCCAUGGCUGACCUUAGAUUCAAUCAGGUGAUGCAGUCACUGGUCCGCCCUCAGUUCACGCCCCCUCCUCCACAACAACAAGUGAACCGACCAUUCCUUUCCCAGAGACACCCACACUUCUACCAACAGUACCAGCCCCCUCACCAUCCCCAGUACCGCCCCCGCUACCACCAACCACCACCCCACCACCACUUCCAACCUCCCUUCCCACCCCGGCACCAACCUCCACAGCAGUUCCAGCCUCAGCCCCAGUAUCAGCCCUACAUCAGAGUUCCACUGAGGGUGACUCCACCUCCGAGUCUCUCCCCGUCCCCUCCUGUUCAGCCUAUCCACCCUGUAGUUCCUUCCCCACCUCCCCCCGCUGCUGCUGCCGCUGCCGCCACCUCCGCCCCAGCCGGCAAACUAGACAAGGUUCUGGAGAAGCUUGGAACCCGGUUCCCUCAGUGCAACAGGGCUCAGCUGACGUCGCUGCUCCAGCAGGUGAAGAGCUCCCGCGGCACGCUCGCCGGCAUGUCCAUGGAGGAGGUCAUCGAGCAGGUCGGCUUCAAGCUGGUACAGAACGAGAGGUCGGCCCCGGGGCCCAUCAGCCGGCCCACACCGCCCGGCCCCAUCCAGAGGCCGGCCCCUCCCCCACAGAGAGCAGCAGCGGCAGGUGGAGGUCAGCCUGCCGGGGCCCGUAAACUCUGCCUGAUGUGCCAAAACCACGUGGAUCCAGAGAGCCGCCACCCACUGAGCUGCUCCCACACCAUCCACAAAGACUGCAUCAAAGUGUGGUUGCAGUCCAGCAAGAACAACUCCUGCCCCUUCUGCCCGGGGAAGUGAUGGAGAAACCCAGAAACUUCAGCAGUGACUCUAAUCAGUGGCAGUUCCAAAGAUGACUCUGAAAUGUUCAACACUGAAUGUCUCUGUUGACGACAGAUGAGGCUUUUCAGUAUGUUCUUUGAUAAAUACAACUUACAAUAAAGAAAAGGAGUGAAUUGUUAAGGCUGGUGAAUAAAACAGGUACAUCGUUAAUCAUGUUAUACCAUUGAGAGUACGUAUGCAAGAAGCUAAUUCUUCUCAUGGUAACAUGCUAAUUGGGUUUGAUAUGGUUGGAAAACAAAAAUCUGAUCGUAAUAUAUUUUUCUACAAAUUUUAUUUUAGUUUAACAAAACAAAUCACAUGCAGCCAAACAAGAACGCUGGCAAAAUAAAUAUUGGGAACAUUUUGAUUUUGAGAAAAUAAAAGAACUAAGAAUAAAAAAUAAUUUGACCAAACAUUUGAUACUAACUUUCACCAGACAGUUUCAAGAGAAGUGUUAAGGUUUUAUACCUGGGCCUAAUGCUAAUUUUAACAUGCCAAUAGUCAGCAUGUUAUCAUAUAACAUUAACCACAGUAGCAUGCUAAAAUGGCUACAGUUGACAGUUUAUCGGGUCAUGUUUAGCAGAAGAGUAGCAUGACUAUAUUACUGUGGCAACACUCUUACAAAAAUGCUAAAGCUAGCAUGAACGUUUUACAGUAGGCAUAGAAAUCUUCCUUUUUGUUUGUGUGUAUCAAAACAAGUGUAUAAAUGUGAUUACAUUUUAGUUUGUGUGCGGAUCAAACAAACGAGAUUCAACUAAUAAAUGAGCUUUAGAGUUC
This is a messenger RNA of Morone saxatilis (striped sea-bass), 2785 nucleotides long. It is a transcript of the gene rnf214, whose product is annotated as ring finger protein 214. The transcript is spliced from 7 exons. Gene Ontology annotation, molecular function: ubiquitin-protein transferase activity. Bases 245 to 1987 code for a protein of 580 amino acids. The record is from RefSeq and is a predicted model, not a curated record. Lineage: Eukaryota; Metazoa; Chordata; Actinopteri; Moronidae.